Messenger RNA from Drosophila mauritiana, 1792 nucleotides. Its product is annotated as serine protease grass. Gene Ontology annotation, molecular function: serine-type endopeptidase activity. The record is from RefSeq and is a predicted model, not a curated record. Lineage: Eukaryota; Metazoa; Arthropoda; Insecta; Diptera; Drosophilidae. Gene Ontology annotation, biological process: proteolysis.
AUGGAGAUCGUUGUAAUCGCAAUGGCAUUUAUUCUGCUGCUAUUGGCAGUUUUUCCCCUUCUGGGGUCAACGCAAUUUCUUGAUUCGGCAUGUGGUACACAAGCUCCAUUGAAGCUUGGACCUCGUGUAGUUAACGGCAAAGUCGCGAGUAGAAACUCUAGUCCUUGGAUGGCUUUUUUGCAUACGUCGAGUAAUCAAUUCAUUUGCGGCGGAACUCUUAUAUCUCGCAGACUGGUACUCACUGCAGCUCACUGUUUUAUUCCGAAUACCACAAUCGUUGUUCGUCUGGGCGAGUUUAAUAGAAGGCUAAAAGGAUAUCGAGAGGAGCAUCAAGUGGAUAGGACCUUUCAGCACCGCCUUUACGAUCAAAACACGCAUGCCAAUGAUAUAGCCCUACUGCGACUGCUGUCCAAUGUAGUUUAUAAAGCGAGCAUCAGGCCUAUUUGCAUUAUGUGGGAUGUGUCGUGGAAACAUCAUAUCGAUAGCAUUAAAGUGUUAACUGGUACUGGAUGGGGAAGAACUGAAUCGAUGCAUGACAGCAGUGAGCUCAGGACACUGGACAUUUCGCGUCAGCCUUCAAAAAUGUGCGCUUUUGGCAGCGUUUUGAGCAAUCAGUUUUGUGCCGGAAAUUGGAACAGCAAUCUUUGCGAUACUGGUGGUCCUGUGGGAGCAAUGGUUAGAUAUAGAAAUGCAUACCGCUUUGUUCAAGUAGGUAUAGCCAUAACUAACCAAAGGUGCCAGAGACCUAGUGUAUAUACUGAUGUCAUGGGCCAUAUCGACUUUAUCCGUCGUAUAUUUUUGUCGCAGAACGGCAACGAUAGGAUCCAGUCGACACCAAAGCCAGAUAAAGAGCCGGAAUUCGAUUGGAAUAAUCCUUAUCCUAUACUCUUGUAGGCCUCUUACAAAUAAUGUGUUCAUAUCAUAUUUAAGAGGUCAUAAAAUAAUGUUAUGCUCAUCAAACUACCAUCUGAUAUGCUGACCUGAAUGUGUUGCAUCGAAGAAUUUUUAAUUUUUGUUAAGUUGAUGAGCAAAAAACCAAAAUUACAGAAGCUAUAGAUGCUCCAAGUCCGUUUGCUUGCAUUUAAGCCCAAAUAUUUAAGCCUGCUGCCAAUAUGGUGGCUAACCCCUUAAUAGAACGUGAGGGAUUUUUUGCCACGUCAUUGAAAAUACGCAAUAAAAUCAAAUCAUGCUCAAAAUUUGAUGAAUAUUCAUGGCAUUAAAAGCUCUUGAAUUAUUAACGACGAGCAUAUUCAGUUGGCCAAAUGCUCUUCGGCAAAAGCACUUGCCCAUCCACACCCUCUGUGUGGUAACCUCAUGCAUAUUCCCGUACUAUCAUCUCCGUCGAAGGCAGAAAGUGUUCAAUAAUGAAUUUUUGACAAUGCUUCCCUAGCAGCGGCGACCUCGAGUAUCCGGCAGAAGGUGGAAAAGCUGCAGAAAAAAAAAUGGUCUGUGAAAAGGGGGCUAACAACCCUUAAAUGGGUCUGCAAUUUCACCUUUGCCAGGACUUUAUGGUGAAGAGUCAUUGAAAAAUGACUUUGGCAGAGUGCAUCCGUCUGAUCCCCAAAACUGAAAAGAGCAAUGCAAGUGAAAGGGCCAACAAAGGCGCUGAUUAGACGAUGGAGGAGACAAAAGAAGGAAAGUGUCGUCCUGGAUGCAUGUUAAUUGAGACAGAGGAAUGGGAUUUGUGUCGAGCGUAUGCAGAAUGAUUCUGCCUGGAAAAUUACUCUUAUUGCUCUUCUUACAAUCACAAUUCUAAGAAGUCCUUAACUUGCAUGUGUUUAAAAACAAAUUG